AAGCGUAGAGCAAUGGCAAAGUCUCGCUUUCUACAGUUUUUUAACAUUUCUUUCAUUUUCUUUCUGAGCGUGAACGUAUUUUGCAAUACUAAUGCUAAUGACGAAGAAAGGAAGGUCUACAUUGUGUACAUGGGAUCACGUGUUGAGAAGGCGACGUACCAAACAAUAGCUGUCCAUUUUAGUAUGCUUCAGCAAGUAAUUGGUGAAACCUCUGUAAAAGAUGUCCUAAUUAGAAAUUACAAAAAUAGCUUCAAUGGAUUUGCUGCCAAGCUCACUGAUCAAGAGGCGAAAAGGCUGGCAGGAAUGAAUGGAGUGGUAUCUGUUUUUCCUAGUACAACUUUCUAUCUACAAACAACAAGAUCCUGGGAUUUUAUAGGAUUUAAUGAAACCGUCAAGCGCAACCCAACCAUGGAGAGUAAUGUCACCAUUGGUGUGAUUGAUUCUGGUAUCUGGCCUGAAUCAGAAAGCUUUAGUGACAAAGGUUUUGGUCCUCCUCCCCAAAAGUGGAAGGGUGUUUGUAAUGGUGGCCAAAAUUUUACUUGCAACAACAAGCUCAUCGGAGCUAGAUUUUACAUUGGUGACUCAGCAAGAGAUGAUGUCGGUCAUGGGAGUCAUACUGCAUCUACUGCAGCUGGAAACAGUGUUAAAGGUGCUAGUUUCUUUGGGCUGGCAGAAGGAAUUGCUAAAGGGGGGGUUCCAUCCGCAAGGAUUGCUGCAUACAAACCUUGUGAUCCAUCUGGGUGUCCUUCAGAAAAAGUUUUGGCAGCUUUUGACGAUGCAAUAGCUGAUGGAGUUGACUUGAUUACAGUUUCAUUAGGAGGUCUAUCUCCCUUAAACUUUACAGUUGACACUAUAGCAAUCGGUGCCUUUCAUGCCAUGGAGAAAGGAAUUCUUACCGUACAAGCUGCUGGAAAUACAGGGGACUUUGAUGAUUUUAGGCCAACUCCAAGUACAGCUCCUUGGGUUCUUUCUGUUGCUGCGAGUAGCAUAGAUCGCCAGUUCAUCAACAAGGUUGUUCUUGGGAACGGGGAGACCGCAACGGGUCUCGCAGUCAAUUCAUUCACACUAAAUGGAACAAAGUUCCCGGUCGUUCCUGGAGAAAAUGUUGCAAAUGAUUAUUGCGGUGAAGACAUAGCUCGGAAUUGUGGCAACGGAUGUCUAGACAAAGAACUAGUACAGGGAAAAAUAUUGUUGUGUAACGAGUUCUGGGGAAUUAAAGAAGCCGUGGAGCUUGGUGCAGUAGGAGCCAUUGUGUUUAACAGUUUAAAUGAUACUGUUCCUCGUGCAGAGGUUGUCCCAUUACCUGUCACAGCUUUAAACAGGGACAACUUUACUGUUGUGGAUACCUACGUAAGGAACAACAAAACCAUAAAUCCUACAGCUGAAAUAUUAAGAAGUGAAACCAUUAAAGACCCUGAUGCUCCUAGAGUAGCUUACUUCUCUUCACGUGGGCCAAAUGCUUUGAUACCGGAUGUUCUGAAGCCGGAUUUAAGUGCUCCUGGGGUGGAUAUCUUGGCAGCAUACUCACCUAUAGUUUCACCCACAGAAUACCCUGAAGACAAGAGGCAGGCAAAAUACAAUGUAUUCUCUGGAACUUCCAUGGCUUGUCCUCAUGCUGCUGCUGCUGCUGCCUAUGUUAAAACAAUUCAUCCUGAUUGGUCUGCUUCUGCCAUCAAAUCUGCUUUGAUGACUACCACUUCCUUCAUAGAGCCAAAUUCUCAAGUUGAUCCAACUAAAGGACUUACUCUUUCACCUGGAAAUAUUAAUCCGGCAAAAGCUAUUAAUGCGGGACUUGUAUAUGAAACUUCUAAAGAAGACUACAUACAAGUGCUUUGCAGCAUUGGAUAUACUUCAAAUAUCAUUAGAAUAAUUUCUGGAGAUAACAGUUCUUGCCCGGAAAGCUUAAAGAAUGUAUCAGCAAGGGAUAUGAAUUAUCCUUCACUGGCAGCUCAGGUUCCAGUAAACAAAACUUUCGAACUUGAGUUUCAUAGAACAGUUACAAAUGUUGGCAGUGCAAAUUCCACUUACAAGGUACAAGUCUCUCAAAAUUCCAAGCAUAGUCUCAAUGUCACAGUGGUUCCUGAAGUUUUAUCUUUCAAGUCUAUAAAUGAGAAGAAGUCUUUCAACGUGACUGUUACCGGAGAAGGUUUUGAGGAAUUUGAUUAUGUGGCUACUGACUUGGUAUGGUCUGAUGGUAGCCAUAUGGUUAGAAGUCCAAUUGUGAUACAUUCAUACACCUUUAACAGCAAUACAUUACAGUGAUUGGGCUUCUUGCAAUCUUCUUUUACAGAUAUGUCAAAUUCAUCUCAGCAAGGCCUGCAUUAGAGAUCUCAUCUUUAGUAUUUGAAUGCUGUUAAUGUAUCUUAUAUGCCUAAUAAAAAAAUGCUGCAAUAAAGUUUUUGUUACUCU
Rubroshorea leprosula is the source of this 2409-nucleotide messenger RNA. The record is from the annotation of a GenBank genome assembly. Lineage: Eukaryota; Viridiplantae; Streptophyta; Magnoliopsida; Malvales; Dipterocarpaceae.